AUUGUGUCCACUAUAAACUUUACAGGUAAGUUACUCGUUAAAGAGAAAGGUCAGGGGCGGGGUCCCAGGACAGAACUCAUACAUGUCAAUGCCCGUGACCACCCCUCCUUGCUAUAAAGACGUCGAUCACAUUCCAGCGGGCGGGGUUCAUGACUCUCCGCGUUUCUCAAUGAGUCUGUGGAGAGCGCAACUGGAACAGCAACUGGAUUGAGCGUGGAGCAGCCAACAGCACUGUCCACUCAGAAGCCAAAAUGGAUUACAGACGGAUUAAGCGAAUUUUAUUUGUCACUGUAUUUAUGAACUUUGUAUUUAUUUCUCUUCAGAAAAAGGAAGAGGUGCUGUUGGAUAUGAUGGCAUCGGGAGCAGAGUUGGGUUGGUUGACAUCGCCUGUUGAGCGUGGGUGGGAGAUUGGCCAGCGGGCUGUGAACGGCUCUCUGUUGUAUAACUAUUAUAUAUGUAACGUGGAGGAACGAGAACAAGACAACUGGCUUCGUACUACGUUCAUCCAGCGCAACCCCACUGCUUCUAGGGUCUUCGUGGAGCUGCGAUUCGUAGUUCGUGACUGCAACUCUUUCAAUGCAGACUCGCUUAUCUGCAAGGAGACUUUUAACUUGUACGCCUCUGAGGCUGACGCAGACAUCGGCACUGCUUUUCGCAAAGGACUGUUCCGCAAGGUGGCCACCAUUGCUCCAGAUGAAAUAUCCAGCCUCGGGGAGAUGAAGAUGAACAUCGAGACAAAAGUAGUGGAUAAUCUUUCUCGCAAGGGCUUCUACCUGGCCUUCCAGGACAUUGGGGCCUGCGUAGCCAUCUACUCUGUCAGGGUUUACUAUAAAACAUGUCCAGCCACAGUGAAGAGCUUGGCAGCAUUCCCUGAGACAGUGGCAGGGGGAGAGAACCAAGCCCUGCGGGAGGUGGCUGGAAGUUGUGUCGAAAAUGCUGUAAGCGAGGACCAACCUCGCAUUUAUUGUACCACGGAUGGAGAAUGGGUGGUACCUGUGAGCCAAUGCCAGUGCAGACCCGGGUUCGAAGCCAUGAACGAUGCUUGCCAAGAAUGUCAGCCAGGCUUCUUCAAAUCUUCAGUGUCCAGUGAGGCCUGCAAACCCUGCCCGGAAAAUACGCAGCCCUCGGGUCGUGGCGCCAUCAGCUGUUCCUGCAAGGAGGGCUUUUAUCGAGCACCCGAGGACCCCGAGACAGCCGCUUGCUCUGGUUUACCUUCCGCUCCUCAGAGUCUGCUGGCCACCACAGCUCAGAUGUCAAUAGGCAGGCUUCAAUUGUCAUGGAGGCCCCCUGCAGACACCGGUGGCCGCAGUGAUAUCACAUACACUGUGGUUUGUGAGCGGUGUGAGGGGAGGGCGUGUCAGACUUGUGGCGAGAAAGUGCGUUUUGACCCAAGCAACUCUGACUUGAAGGAGACCAGAGUCACUGUGAGUGAACUGGAGCCCCAUUUGAACUACAGCUUCACAGUAGAGGCACGGAGCGGAGUGUCUCAGUUCAGCAAUAAGAGAGCCAUUAGCAGCAUCAACACCGCUUUACAUUAUACAGAUCCCCCAAAAGUGACUGCAAUGCACCUUGUGGAAAGUAGCCCCACCAGCCUGUCGCUUCAGUGGUCUGUUUCUCACCGUGCCAAGCCAGUUGCUUCACGUUACGAACUGAUGUAUCGCAAGAAGGAAAAUGAUGAGGAGAAGGCCAGUGGAAAGGUCACUACUUACACUGUGCUGGUGCUGGAAAAGAACUCGGUUCAAAUCAGUAAUCUGUCUCCUUCCACCGUCUACUUGUUUAAAGUCCAAGCUUUGAGCUCAGAGGGAAACUCGGGCAGCUACAGCGUGGAACAGGAGUUUUCAACACUCCCCGAAGCUCUUCAAAAACCGGGAAACACAGCGGUGAUCCUCGGGGCAGCGAUUGGGGGAGGCGUCAUGCUUUUCAUCGUAGUAGUGGUCCUGCUUGUGCGAAAACGCCGAAGAAACUCUCACACCAGGCAAGGGCCAGAGGACACUUAUUUCUCCAGCCCAGACCAGUUGAAGCCGUUGAAGACCUACGUCGAUCCUCACACUUACGAAGACCCCAACACUGCAGUGCUGAAGUUUGCCAGCGAGAUCCAUCCUAGUCACGUCACCAAGCAGAAAGUCAUCGGAGCAGGUGAGUUUGGAGAGGUGUAUCGUGGAAUUCUAAAAGUUCCUGGCCGGAAGGAAACAGCGGUAGCAGUAAAGACACUGAAGCCAGGCUACACAGAGAAACAGAGGCAGGACUUUCUUAGUGAGGCCAGCAUCAUGGGACAGUUCUCACAUCAGAACAUCAUCCGACUGGAGGGAGUGGUCACCAAAUUCAAGCAUGCCAUGAUUGUGACUGAGUACAUGGAAAAUGGAGCUCUUGACAAAUACCUGAAGGACCACGAUGGCGAGAUGUCGUCCUUCCAGUUGGUUGGUAUGCUCCGUGGCAUUGCAGCUGGAAUGAAAUAUCUCUCAGACAUGAGCUAUGUACACAGGGAUUUGGCUGCCAGAAACAUCUUGGUCAACAGCAAUCUGGAGUGCAAGGUGUCUGACUUUGGUUUGUCACGUGUUUUGGAGGAUGACCCUGAAGGAACCUACACCACCAGCGGAGGUAAAAUUCCUAUUCGCUGGACUGCUCCAGAAGCCAUAGCUUACAGGAAAUUCACGUCAGCAAGUGAUGUGUGGAGUUUUGGCAUUGUCAUGUGGGAGGUCAUGGCCUUUGGAGAGAGGCCAUACUGGGACAUGAGUAACCAUGAGGUAAUGAAGGCCAUUAAUGAGGCUUUCCGCCUUCCUGCUCCGAUGGACUGUCCCUCUGCCGUGUAUCAGCUGAUGUUACAGUGCUGGCUGCAAGAUCGCUCCAAACGGCCUCGCUUUGGUGACAUUGUCAGUCUACUAGACAAACUCCUCAAGAGCCCAGAUUCUCUGAAGGCCAUUGCAGAUUUUGACCCUCGAGUUUCCAUUCGGCUUCCCAGCACCAGUGGCUCAGAUGGCUCUCCAUUCAGGUCUGUGGCGGAGUGGCUAGAGUCCAUCAAGAUGAGCCAGUACAGUGAAAACUUCAGCAUAGCCGGGAUCGUCAACAUGGAACAGGUGCUGCAGAUGAAAAGCGAGGAUAUCCGUAACAUCGGAGUCCGUCUGCCGGGCCAUCUGAAGAGGAUUGCCUACAGCAUCUUGGGGCUUAAGGACCAGACGAGCACCCUGAGUGUGUUUGCAGUGUGAACUGUCUUUAAAAUGCACCGAAGGGACCAAAACCUUUGGCUGUGGACUGAAUAAACUCUCAGCUGCCUCAGGAUUGGACUGCAGGGACAGCCCUUGACCUGGCCUUAACCCUCCAGCCUAGCGAGAUGGACUCUCACCACUGUGGAGCCAUGUAGCAUUUGAUGUACUUCUCAAAAAUGGAGGAAGUGUAAAACAAUCAAAAAGCUAUUGAUGUACGCAUCAAACCAUGUAUAUUAGAUCUAUUUUUACCAUAUGCAUAUGUUUAUUUUUUAGAAGAAAAUAUAGUAAUUUCUUUAGUUUUGUUUUUUAAUUUUUUGUUUAGUUUCAUAUGCAUGCUUAAUUCUCAUCAGAGAGUGAUCAAUGCUAGUUAGCGGUCACUUUACUCUCGGAUUUUAUACGUUGCUCCUCCAGUGGUGUUGAAGGAGAACUGGCACUGUAUUGCUCUCUACUUGACUGAACUCUUCAGCAUUACGAGAGAAAAACAGACCAACAGGUCAUUCUAUACCAGAAAUGUAGACUCAAAGCUGGCGGUUAUGGGUUUAACGUAAGACUUAGUGAUGUUCCGCUGAGAUCAAGGUGAUUGUAAUGCUUUCUGGUUUCUAUCAUGCUUGAGUUGGCCAUGAUUUGAUGUCUCGCACGACGACAUUUUCAUUACAAUUGCACUCUCAGCGCUAUAUGCUUUGGACCAUCAAGUUUAAAGUCUGGUUUAGAUGAACGGAACAGCAAGGCGUUCCUUAAAUCCUGUGUUUUCUCUGCAAACAAGAAGAGCGGAGGCACCGCCAUGAAAUAGCACUUAAAUCAGAAAUCUCAGCAGCUGUCUCAUCCCUUAUCAUUAUGAAAGGUUACAGCAAUGAUGACAUUAAGGAUUGAAGGAACAAAGAGCGACCGAAAUGAAAAAAUGGAAAUGGUAAAGAGGAAAAAAUUGCUCUGGAACAGAUUGUCGUUCUAAAUCAAAUGGGAAAAUGUAAUCUGGCGGUGUUCUGCAAACAAAUGCACGGUUCUGAUUUUCUGAAGUGACAGUCUUUGCAAACUAAGAAAUGGAUCAAACAGAUAGUUAUGUUUAACAGAUAUGUGGAUGAUAUACCAAGGUCUGUUAUUCAUUUGGUGUCCGCGGAUUAACGUCGCCUGGAGCUGUGAAUUGCGGAGACUAUCUUCAGAAGAUCUGGUUUAUGAUUAGCUGAUCCAAGAUAUGCUGGGAUGAAAUGCUACAACUUUCCUUGAUUAUUUCCUCUGACUUCCAGGACCUCAAUAUGGUUUCAGAUGGGGGCAGAUACAGAAAGUGUUUCAAUGUUUAACUCUACUUUUCAAGACUAUAUUGUUUUUACAGAGGAAAGAAUCAGAGUCCUUAACUCAUACUGGAUUAUAUUGCAGUUCCUUGUUAAUUUCACUUUAUUCUGAUUAUUUCUAGAUGUUGAAUGCAUUUGAGUUUUUCCAUAUUUAGAAAUGACAUAUUUAGUGUUUGUUUGCAGUUGAUAUUGUUUCAUAUCUUUUCCAAAUGGGACGUUGAUACUUGCAAACUGUAAUAAUGGCAGGACUUUUUGGAAAGGGAAAUUUGUCAUUUUUGAUCUGCCAUCUUAGUUCUGACCUUUUUCUAAAUAUUGAAAUUUGAAAAGCUCAGUACAAACAUACAAACCCCACUCAUGGGCGUAUUUCUACAGAAACAAAAACAUGUUUGAUUUGGCCAAUUGUUUUGUACUUUAUUUAAUAGUCUAUUUAUUUUUUACUUUAUUUAUUGUUUUAAUUACACUGAAUUGGGAUUUAUUUGUAAUGGAAGUUUGUCUUUCAGUCACAAUAAAAUCUUUGUAGCCUUUAAAUUCAAU
Megalobrama amblycephala (Wuchang bream) is the source of this 5023-nucleotide messenger RNA. RefSeq names its product eph receptor A2 b (gene epha2b). Gene Ontology annotation, biological process: cell surface receptor protein tyrosine kinase signaling pathway; protein phosphorylation; axon guidance. Gene Ontology annotation, molecular function: protein binding; transmembrane-ephrin receptor activity; ATP binding. NCBI's taxonomy places the organism in Eukaryota, Metazoa, Chordata, Actinopteri, Cypriniformes, Xenocyprididae. The coding region runs from base 252 to 3203 and encodes 983 amino acids. The record is from RefSeq and is a predicted model, not a curated record. The transcript has 17 exons. Gene Ontology annotation, cellular component: neuron projection; plasma membrane.